CCCGGAAGCGGUGUCAGCGCUGGAGCCGGCGGCGGGCGGCGGCGGCGGCGGCGGCGGCGGGCGGCGGGUACUUGUUGUUCUUCGCGAAGUCGGAGCCCGAGCGCUAGCGGAGGCGGCGACCCGGGGGGGCACGAGAGCGAGGAGCGGCGAAGAGAGCGCGUGCCCGCAAGGAGCCGCCGCGCCCGGGCCGCGAGGCCAGUUACAGUUUUCCAGCACUUCCAUCCUGGUGAUUGUGCCCGGGUUAUGACGACUAAUCCCAAGCCCAACAAGGCGUUAAAGGUCAAGAAGGAGGCGGGCGAGAACGCCCCUGUGCUCAGCGAUGAUGAGCUGGUGUCCAUGUCCGUGCGGGAGUUGAACCAGCACCUCCGGGGGCUCACUAAGGAGGAGGUCACCCGCCUGAAGCAGCGCCGGCGCACACUCAAGAACCGUGGAUACGCAGCCAGCUGCCGCAUCAAGCGGGUGACGCAGAAAGAGGAGCUGGAGCGGCAGCGGGUGGAGCUGCAGCAGGAGGUGGAGAAGCUGGCUCGUGAGAACAGCAGCAUGCGGCUGGAGCUGGACGCCCUGCGCUCCAAGUACGAGGCCCUGCAGACCUUCGCCCGCACGGUGGCCCGUGGGCCUGUCACGCCGACCAAGGUGGCCACGACCAGCGUCAUCACCAUCGUCAAGUCCACAGAGAUCUCCUCCACCUCUGUGCCCUUCUCAGCUGCAUCCUAGUGCCUGCUUGGGCCGUGAGGCAGCACUUCCCUCGUGCCUGCCCAGGGUCCUGGCACAGACUCUAAACACCAGUCCAUUGCAGACCCCUCAGGGCUGAGAGCGGGGACAAGCGAGGUGCCUGAUGAAGAGUAGGCUCUUGUGAGCCAGGCACUGCACGCUGCUCAUGCACACACACGUGCACACACACUCAUGUCCCAUCCCUUCUCCCCAGAGGUGUCUGUUUUCAGGAGUCGAUGGGAGGACAACUCUACAGUCCCCUGCAGGUUCUGCCAGGAGGAACACCCCAGGAGGGGCCCCUGCAGCUGGGUGCAGGGCUCACCUUCCACUCCUCCUGUGAGCAGCCUUUAACACCGUCCCGCCAUGGCUUCCACCUGGGCCAGGCACCCUGUGCUGACCUCACCGAGCUCUGGCUGCCCCUGGAGCGGGGUGGAGGGAGCUCACAGUCGGCUCUGGUCUUCCAGUUGUCCCGUUGAAGCGCGCUACAAUGCGCGUUAGCCCUUCGCACCAGGCCUGCAUCCUGGGAGGCAGAUCUAGGAACGUCUGUGAGUGGCUGUGUGUGUGUGUCUGUGUGCUGUGGGCCUGCUGUCACAGGGCCUGUACACCAGAAGCACCAGGGUCAUGUCAGGAAGGCUUGUCCAGUAUGUUUGCAGAGAGUUGAGUGUAUGUUGUGAAGUUUCCCUUGUGUUCUGUGAGCCAAGGAAGUUGCCCAGCAAGGCCCAGCAGCAGAGCCAGCUAGCUUUCUGCCAACCUGCUGGCCAUCCCUGGAUCUCAGCAAGGUGAGGGGCAGGAGCAUCCCACCAGCUGGUGGAAAGCAGGUCUUGGUUUCCCUGGGGCUUGCUUCUGGCUGGCUGUGCUCAGCAAGGUGGAGAAGGUGGAGAUUUGGGGCCUGUGGGGAAAACUUUGUGUGGUUUGGAGAGGAGUUGAGGCCUCAGGGAUGUUGGUGGACAAGGAGGCAGCGGUUGAUGUCCUGUGUGGAGUAUCCAAUGGAACACUGUGCUUCCCACUGCUGGGGGGAGGUGGGUAAGGAUGGGGCGGGAGCCCUGGAGAUGGGGCCCAGGCCCCAGAAUAUGAAAGAGGCCCAAGCGUGCAACGUGCUGGGUCAGAGGGCACAGCCAGGAUCUCCUCGUGGACAUGCCUUUGUUGAGGUCAGCCGGGAGCCCCUAGAUGGGCUUGGGCACAGAGACGGGUCUCUGUGCCUUGGUGCUUGACCAUCGCCUGGAGCCUUCGCUUGCUCUUCAUUCAUGGAGCUCUGAGCCACUUGUGGUCUUGGGGAUCCUUCUGGGGCUUCCUUUUCCAGAGCACUGCUGCAGGGCACCCUCCUGUGCCUGGGGGGAUUGGGCUUGGGCACUCCGGUCUGGGGUGAGCUGGUGGAGUGUGAGCCUGUGUCCUGCUACCAACUGGAAGCCACCACAUGGGACAGGCAGUGAGGGGGUUCCAGCCCCUAACACCCAGUUCCCUCCUGACCUGACCUCUGUCCCCAGCAAGCUGCCAUGCCCAUGUGCAGACCGCCCCAAGGGCUGCAGUGUGGUUCUGAGUCUACUGUCAGAAGUGGAUAGAAAGUGUCAGGGGCUCUCUGGUGGCACCGCCAUGUGGCUGGUCCUCCUUCAGGUCCAGGGCAAUGCUAAUGGUUGGCCAAGCUGCAGCCCAGCCAUGCAGGGUCACACUGGAGCCUCAGAGCAGGAGGCUCUGCUGGGCACUUGAAGCUGUCGAUACCAUAGCCAUGGUAGGUAAUCCAUAUUGGAUAUCAAUAAGGGCCAUGGGGAAAUAUUUAAAGAGAGAAAAAGAAUAUAUAUAUAUAUAUAUAUAAAAAAUUAUAUACACAUUUUAUCGUACAGAUUUUUCAUAAGUUUUUCUUUUCCAGUUUGAUACUGUAGAUCUUUAGUGCAGAGUUGUGUUGGAUGGGGAGGGAUGGGUGAGCUGCCCUCCCUGGUGUGUGCUGGGCCCAGGGAUGAGGCCUAGCCCAGCAGGCACCCUGCUUGGUGGGCGGCCCCCAGGGCAAGCCAUGCAGUUGCAAGUUCUCUCUAGCCCCAGGGGUCUGUCACAUCUCUGGGAUGUGGCAGGCGGGUGGCAGCUGGUUGUGGGUAGCUUCUCACUCUUGGCCUGUGGUGCUGUGCUAGAGAAGGGGCUUCCUACCCUCAGCCUCCAGGAUGCCCGCGGGCACAGGGCCAGGGAAGGAAGUGGCACAUUCUGCUUUGCCUUUGAGAUCACUGAAACUUCAUUGUCACGAUUUAAUAUAUGAACUUUUUUUUAUUUAAGAAAAAAGACAAGGACCUCUUUGUCGUGGGUUUGUUUGUCUCGCGUCUCAGACCUCCCAAAGAGGGCAAGCUCCGUCUUUCCCAGGUGGCCAGGCGCUCCCUCGACACGCCACGCGCACGUGUCCUGGCCUACUAGUUGCAGUUCCAUUUCAAUAUUUAUUUUAUUUUUUUUUUUUUGCUGCUUUUCCCUGAUAUAAAUUAUUGAGAGGAGAUCAUAGCUGUGGACCCGCAUCUGUGCCCGUGCCCACCCGCCCCAGCUCACAGCCCACCACCUAAUUUAUUGCUGUACACGUCGCUGCUCUGACUGCUUUUGUACCUUUGCAAUAAAGAACCUCCUGGUUUCA
Messenger RNA from Sciurus carolinensis (gray squirrel), 3313 nucleotides. It is a transcript of the gene Mafk, whose product is annotated as MAF bZIP transcription factor K. Bases 244 to 714 code for a protein of 156 amino acids. Lineage: Eukaryota; Metazoa; Chordata; Mammalia; Rodentia; Sciuridae. The transcript is spliced from 3 exons. The record is from RefSeq and is a predicted model, not a curated record. Gene Ontology annotation, biological process: regulation of transcription by RNA polymerase II. Gene Ontology annotation, molecular function: DNA-binding transcription factor activity, RNA polymerase II-specific; RNA polymerase II cis-regulatory region sequence-specific DNA binding. Gene Ontology annotation, cellular component: nucleus.